This is a messenger RNA of Phycodurus eques (leafy seadragon), 1738 nucleotides long. RefSeq names its product tetratricopeptide repeat domain 5 (gene ttc5). The transcript is spliced from 9 exons. Lineage: Eukaryota; Metazoa; Chordata; Actinopteri; Syngnathiformes; Syngnathidae. The record is from RefSeq and is a predicted model, not a curated record. The coding region runs from base 199 to 1482 and encodes 427 amino acids. Gene Ontology annotation, molecular function: protein binding.
AAUCAUUUGGCGUACGGACCAGCCUCACUUCCGCUACUGCCGAUAUCAAAAGACCGGACAACAUUUGCACACAUUUUUCCCCCCCACAAGGAAAUGAGUCGUUUUCAUCUUCAUCCGAAGUGCAGAGUAUUGGUUUUAAUGCUCACGCCGUAACGCUUUUUGAGAAGAUUGACUCUUAGUAGAAGACUGAAGACGACGAUGGCGGAGAAACAAAAAAGCAGCGAACUCCAGUUUAUAAAGGAGCUGGUAGACGAAUUGUACAAUUACAGAGAUUGUUACUUUGAGACUCAUGGUGUGGAGGAGGCGCCCAGGAAACAAGAGGACGUCGCACGCGAGUUGGAAAAGGUGCUGAAAAAGCUGCAGGAGAAAGAAGAAUGCAACAGGCACAAAGCAGAGUUCCUGCUGCAGAAGGGCAGGUGCCUGAACGUAGCUCCAGAUUUCAGCGCCGCCGCGGAGGAUUGCCUUUCCCGUGCUGUGAAGCUGGAGCCUGGCCUGGUGCAGGGCUGGAACACUCUGGGAGAGCAGUAUUGGAAAAAAGGUGACCUGAUGGCUGCCAAGAACUGCUUCACGGGAGCCUUGCAGCAGAGCAAGAACAAAGUGUCUCUGCGAAACAUGUCCAUGGUCUUGAGGCAGCUCCCGGCGGCGGGCGGCGAUGCGCACGGCAAGCAGGUUCUGGAGAGCGUGGACAUGGCCCGGCAAGCUGUCCAACUGGACGUCACCGACGGGACAUCCUGGUAUAUCCUAGGCAAUGCCUACGUAUCCCUCUUCUUCUCUUGCGGACAAAAGCCACAAUUGUCCACACAGGCUCUAAGUGCCUAUGCACAAGCUGAAAGAGUGGACAGAGCCGCCGCUUGCUACCCCGAGCUGCACUUCAACCGAGCCACCCUGUUCCAGUACGAGGAAAUGUUCGGGUCGGCGCUGGGGGGCUACAGCCGCGCGGCUGCCCUGGACCCCGGCUGGCCGGAGCCUGCGGAGAAGGAAAAGCAGUUGAUGGAGUACCUCAAUAACGUCACAGAACUCUGCCAGAAAAAGAGCGUGUUCGCAGGGGAAGGUGAAGGCCCGGCGUUUGCGCAGCAUGCUCUCCGGCCUGACCGCGUCGUCUUUGGGCCCGUGUUCCUCUCCCGACUUCUGCUCGUGGACGGGCCGCGUGGGAGGCCUGGAGCCGCGGCCGUCGAGCUCGCUGGCGCACGGCCUCAACGGCGGAGCGGCCGCCCUGGGGAAGGUGGUGUUCAGCCUGGCGUCCCGGGGCCGCAUGGCCUUUACGUUCGGCAUGGUGGACGGCGAGGAGACGUGCGUGGCGGUGAUGGUGUACAACACGGCCGACAGCUGGGGCGUCCUCAUCGGAGACACCGUGGUCGUUCCGGAGCCUCGGGUCAAAUGUCACAGUAUCGCACACAAAGUCGUUUGACUUCAGGAGCAUCCGCGUGGACUCUCCUCUGUGCCUCGUCGUCAACGGAAGGCCACAGAAUGCUCAGAGUGUGAUGGUCACCUCUGUCAGCUACAAGCCUCAGAGUGAAUGAGGACAGAAUGGAACGGACCCGUUUCCGUCGUCGUCUUGUACAUAGUGCCCAGCAGUCACGACACUUUCUUUUAUUUAUUUGAGCGUAUGAUGCCAGUGUUCUCAAGUCAUCAACUAUGAAUGGUUGCAAAAUAAAGUUGAACUUGCCACGCUGCUAUCAAUGGUGGUUGAACUGUUUGGAGGUUUAUGUCGAUCAAAUAAAUCCUGUUUUUUUUAGUA